UGGUUGUAGGUGUAGCGUAUGCUCUGUAUAGAACGACGAAUAAUACGCGUCUGAAUUGUUAGAGACAAUUUAUUAUAAGUUUAAUACCGCGAUAAUGGAAAUGGCGACGUUCGUUUUUGUGCUGGUGACAGCCACGGCAGUUGUGACUUGUGAGAGACGUGACGUAGCCGCCAUCCCAUUCCCAUCGCUGGAAAAUAUAUCCAGUCUUAUUCUGAACAACAACGAGAGCAAAGUUCCGGCUGAGGGUUCCAACAUAAAAAUACUCGAGUUUGGCGAGACAACAACCCCUGGCACACUGGAGAAUAACGAAGGUGGGGCAAGUCCGGGGGAAACUCCCGAAAACGUGACGACGCCGACGGACAUACCUAAAACCACAUCGGUAUACCCUGGCUGUUUACCUCAAGCAACGGAAAAUUCCAAAACAAUUGAAAACAAAACCACUACGGAAAUGCCCGAAACUGUUGGGACAACUCCUACGGAAAUGCCCGAAACGACAUCGGAAGACGUAUCCGGUUCUGGAUCUGGUUCAGGAGAUGACGAAGAAGGAUCCGGUGAAUUGGGAUCCGGAGAGGUAGACAACGAUGUCUGUCCGCAAGGGUUCACACUCAUUUCAAAACUGAACCGGUGUUACUUAUUCAGCACGGUGAGAGCUGAUUGGUUCGAAUCUAAGAAAAGAUGUUGGAUGAGAAACUCCUACCUUGUCUCGAUAGAGACGAAAGAAGAAAAUGACUAUCUGCUGAGGGAAGUUGCGAAGCGCCAAAGCGACUUUCUGAUCGGAGGGAAUGACAUUGACACCCAGUUCAAGUUCGUCUGGGAUCAAGACAAGAGGCCCUUCCGCUUCGCCCAGUGGGCACCGGAUGAGCCCAAUAAUCAGUUUGGUCAAGAACGCUGUGUAGAACUGAAAUAUUACUACAAGCAAGAACGCUGGUAUUGGAACGACCUGCCUUGCUCUGUUUCAAAGAAAUUCAUCUGCGAAAGACCAUCGUGGCUUUGAUAAUUACCGGCAUUAUCUGAUCAGCGAACCAAAUUCUUUUCUAGACGCGUAAGGGCCAUUUGUACAGUUGCUGGCAGUAUGGCUUCUUAGUAUCGUUAUGAACUAAACUGGAUACCACGAAGUCACCAGGAAGUCAUUAAUUUUCUCUUAAACAGAUUUCCUCAGGAUUUGUGUAGAAGCAUACUCCUUACAGCGCACGCGCCGCACCCUACGUUCGCUUUACACCACUGUCACAAUUGACAAAUUUUGUACAAAAACCUUUAACAACAACGGGGCGACCGAGGUCACAGAGAUGAGGUAGGAAGUGACAUCAGAAAGCAUAAAAACCCCGUCUCCAUCUUUGUUCCUAAUAAUACUUUAUACACACUUAUCCUCUUAAUAUAAACUAUGUAGAACAUGAUUCUAACUACACUUGAAAUAAUUUUAUUUACCAACGCUGAUCAAAUAGUUUCGCACGGCGAUAUAUGCGGCGAGGCAAGUCUGCGUGUGUUGCAAGGCUCCAAAGAUCCAGCUUAUUUUGUGGUGGCAAUGAUGUAAUGACAGCUUAGAGAGAGGCACAGGUGCUGAGUCUGAUUCAGAUUACAUUACGCCCUUAAUCGCAAACAUAAAGUUAACCCUACAAUCUCGUCUACAAAACCUGUACCAUGUAAAACAGUUGUUAUUCAUCACUUUUUAUGUUUUUUUUUUUAGACAUUUAAUAAUAUCUACCAAUAUAUACAAAAUAAAAUUAUUAUUUGUUAAUUAGUGUUAUGUAGAUAAUCAAUUAUGAAGUGCGUCUUAAUUAUUAUAUUCUUCCACUCACAGCUAAUCCUUUGGUGGGGCCUCCAUGGCCACGGCACAAUGACCCAGAAGCCUCCUACUAAUGCGUUCGCUGUGAGUUCGAGUCCAGCACAUGCUGACUUUCUCUUCGGCCGUACGUGGAAAGGUCUUGCAAAACUUGCGGAUGGUCGUGGGUUCUCCCCGCUCUCUGCCCGGUUUCCACUCACCAUAAUGCUGGCCGCCUUCGUAUAAGUGAAAUAUUCUGGAGUACAGCGUAAAACACUAAUGAAAAAACUAAAUAAAUUAUACUUUGGUUUUGACAAAUCUGGUUGUUGAGCGUUUCAUUGUUUUGACAAACGAAAGUCUGUGAUUUUGUCCAGUGGGUUUAAUAUGUUUCAUUCUCACUUCAUCACUCUGUUUUGAUUGGUGUUUUACGCCGUAGUGAAAAAUAUUUCAGAUACACGACUGCGGCCAGAAUUUUGGUGGGACAAAACCAGACAUAGCCCGGGGGAAAACUACGACCAUCUGCAGAUUAUUGGCAGACCUUCCUACGCAUAACGGACAGGAAGCCAGCAUGAGCUGGACUUGAACUCACAUCCACCGCAUUGCGCAUAGUGACAGGCUCCUGGGUCACUGAGCCGCGCUGAGAGGCUAUCCACCGCUUCAUCACUUUACAUUACACCAUUACCGUACCGCUAUGCAGUGAAUAUGGUCCGGUAAUUUUUCAACAACUAUUACUUGAGUUAAAUGUUACAGAAGGUGACUAAAUUAAGCCACAUGUGAGGCACUGUUACCUUUUUUUUUAUUAAAAUCGAUAUAUAAUAUAUAAAUAUAUAUAUUCGCCUGGUUAUAGACUUGACAGAUUUCUAUAUCGCCAUUAUUGAAAUGUACACUUAAAAUAAAAACAAAAAGUGAUCUUCCGUUACAAA
Molecule: messenger RNA, 2682 nt
Organism: Liolophura sinensis
Lineage: Eukaryota; Metazoa; Mollusca; Polyplacophora; Chitonida; Chitonidae
Product: aggrecan core protein-like
Exons: 4
Coding region: 95-994 (299 amino acids)
Source: RefSeq, a predicted model, not a curated record